GCGCGGAAGUUAAACGAACUUCACAAUGUGAAUCGUCGCCAUUAACAGUGAACUUGAGGAAAAGUAGCGACUGUCUGAGUUUGAACUCCAAUAUGACAUUACAUGUUUAAACAUUCCGCUCUCAAGAGUGUUUAACCUCCGUCUGAUCGAGCUGCAGUGAGAAUGGACGGACUGAACCGAUUGCGGUCCGAUCUGAUUCGCGAUGACUCUCUGGACGGGUGGACUGUGAUCGGAUGCGGCGGGUUCGGACAGAUCUACCGAGCAAAACACAAGGGAUGGGGAUUCGACGUGGCGAUCAAAUUAUUGCUUAACAAUGAUGGCAGGUCAACAUCAUCUCUUCAAAAGGAAGCUAAUCUGAUGCUCCAGGCCAGAAAUCCAAACGUCCUGUGGAUCUACGGCUUGUACGAGGGGCGUCUGGGCGAUGAACUUCGUGAGUCUCAGGUGGGCCUGGUGAUGGAGUACAUGUCGAGGGGUGCUCUGUCUGAUCUGCUGAAGGUGUAUGGACCCCUGCCAUGGCCUCUGACUUUCCGCAUCACUCAUCAGAUCGGUCUGGGAAUGAACUUCCUGCAUAAGUUGGACCCUCCCCUUUUACACCUGGAUCUGAAGCCCGGUAAUGUGCUGCUGGAUGACAGUCUCAAUGCCAAGCUCACAGAUUUCGGACUGUCACGAGUCGCUCGAAGUCUUUCUAAAAGUGUCCGAGAGAAAGAUGAAGUGGAGGGUGGUGGAACUCUGAGCUACAUGCCGCCUGAAGCGCUGAAGUCUGUGAAUUACAAACCAAACAAUGCUUCGGACAUUUACAGUUAUGGUGUGUUAUUGUGGUCCAUCUGCACUGGAAGGGAGCCAUACCUUGAUACUCCCUCGAGUCUGGUGCGCUUCCGGAUCCCUCAGGGUGACAGGCCUGAAUUGACAUCAAUCGAUUGCAGCAAGGCCAAAAGCCUGGAUAAAAUAGUUAAACUCAUAUCAACGUGCUGGGCUCAAGAACCCAACCAGAGACCAACAUUCAGAGAUUGCGUUCAUGUGACUGAAAAGGUCUUCGACAUACACAAACAUGGAGUGAACAAAGCUGUUCAUGAUGUUCUCAAAAAACUGAACGGUGACAUCUGUUCCGGUUUAGAAUCAGUCCAGAUCACCCCUAAACCACAGAAUGUGCAUCCUCGGGUUUUGUCCGGUGCCACCGGUCCUUCGCCGCAGCAGGACGCAGUCGCCAGUCAAAACACUGAGGGCAUAAAAAAAGAAUCUUUUCCUCACCCCGUCAUGUUUGAGGCACCUCACCGCAACAAAACAACACCGCGUCAAUCAUCAACACCAGACUUCCUCUCAGGAGGCGUCUCAAUCAAUCUGUCCAACGUCAGUGGGGUUCAGCUCGGCAACAACAACUACAUGAAUAUUACUCAUAGAUCCCGUCAAAGGCACCGAACGGCUCCGUCCAGCAUCAACGGAUCUCACGAUCAGUCAGAGAACUCGUAUAAGAAGACCGAGUCCCAACCGCAUUGUAACAAUCUUCCCAGAAAAGAAAAGAAAUAAUAAUAAUAAUAGUUUUCUGUUUAAGUGGUUGGGUUUCGAUCCUUUCGAUCCUUCAUCCUGGCUCAGUGUUUCAUCAGAAAAGCUUUUGCUCUUUUCUAAACUAAGUCCUGUGUGUUUGGAGACUUUUAAACAGGAUUUUACAGAAAUUGUCCAUAAAUAUGGUGAAAGUGACAAUCUACAAAGAAAUAAGGUUAGGGUUUUUUGUUACUGUAUUUUUCAUUCAUUCUUGAGAAUAAAUAAAUAAAACUAAAUCUGCAUGCUGUAGAUUAAACUGUGUGUCAGCCCUCAAUCCCAAAUUAACAUGUAACCAAAGGGCACAAUUUUGGUGAAUCAAGGGUCAGUUACAUUUUAAAGGAACAGCAUUUGAUAACCACAAAAUGAACUUUUCUUUAAUAAAAGCACAAAUGUGUGUUCCAGUGAGACACUUACAAUGGAAGUCAAUGGGGUUUAAUCUGUAAACAUUAAAAUACUCAGUUUCAAAAGUAUAGACACAAGACAUAAACAAUAUCUGUGUUAACAUGAUUUUAAAUCAGUUAAAAUCACUUACUAAUGUUGUGGAGAAACCUCUCGAAGUCAGGGGUUCUGUAAUGUUUAAUGUGUGUGUUCAUGUUUAUUGAUGUCUUCAUGUCUUUUAUUUUGAAAAGUCCAGUUCCUGGUUCUUGUCAUGUGAUUUCAUGUCUCCCUCCAUGUUCGUGUGUCUUAUUUUCAUUGGUUCAUUGUUUGAUUACUUUGUUAUCAAUUCUAGUUUGUCAUUGGUUUUAGUUUAUUGUCUUGUUAUCUUGUUUAGAGUUCUGUUUGAUCGUUGGUUUAUGUUCUCCUAUAUCAUGUAUUUAAGCCCUCAUGUUUACCAUUGUCAUUUGUCUAGUAUUGUUUGUAAGUGUAACUUUGUUUGAAAAAUGCCAAGCACCAUUUAUGCCAAGCCACAUUUAUGUCUAGUUAGUUCUCAUUUAUAGUUAGGGUUUUGGUUUUGCGUUUGGGUUCUUCACUCCUUCGUCAUCGACCUUGCCAGCACCAUUACAGGUUCCAAGUGUCAAAGGUUAGAGAUUAUUGAGCAAACCAACCAACCUGAGAUGUCCGCUGAGAUCUGACUCUCGAUCAGAACCCUAAUUUUUUUUAUUCAGUCUGUUAUCUAGCAUUACCUCAUGUCUAUGCCCCCUUAAUAUGUUUUGUAGCCAAUGGAUACUCCCUGCCGCCAUUAUUUCGCAGAGCCUCUGACUUCAUUUUAGUAGUGGAAACCUGGCUUUUAGUCCAUUUUUAAAGAUAACCGUUUAAAUUCAUAUAUUUUGAAAGUAUAAAUUGAGUAAAUCAAAUAUCACAAAAAGUCUCACUUCUAUCGCCCUUUACCUGAGUGCAACCUCACAAACUAGUCUCCUUCCGGUAGCCUGGAGCGCUAUCUGGUGCUGUUGGAGCAGACAGCGGGUUUUUAAACCUCCAGUAGACUCUUGCCCUUGCAGCUAAGCACUGAGGUGCUCGUCGAUCCUCUCUUUGUGAUUUUAAUUCUCUGGCCCCCCCAGUGGCACUUCCAGUGUUUUUCAGAGUUCAUAAAUGCCACUCUGGGGAGAUCUCAUACCUGCGGUUCAUGCAAGACGACCAAAGACUUUGCAUGACCUGGAGACAUUUUGCCAAGACGAAUGGGCAGCUAUACCACCUGCAAGAAUUUGGGGCCUCAUAGACAACCAUUACCAAAGACUGCACGAUUGAUGCUAAAGGGGUCAAUACACAGUAUUAAGAUCUAAGGGGAUGCAGACAUUUGAACAGGGGUCAUUUCUUUUUUCUUUGUUGCCAUGUUUUGUUUUAUGAUUGUGCCAUUCUGUUAUAACCUACAGUUGAAUAUGAAACCCAUAAGAAAUAAAAGAAAUGUGUUUU
Molecule: messenger RNA, 3390 nt
Organism: Xyrauchen texanus (razorback sucker)
Lineage: Eukaryota; Metazoa; Chordata; Actinopteri; Cypriniformes; Catostomidae
Product: receptor-interacting serine/threonine-protein kinase 3-like
Exons: 12
Coding region: 163-1524 (453 amino acids)
Biological process (GO): protein phosphorylation
Molecular function (GO): JUN kinase kinase kinase activity; ATP binding
Source: RefSeq, a predicted model, not a curated record